AUGACCGCGCGCGUCGUGCCCUGGUCCGAGGGCUCGAGCGCGGUCCAACGACUCGUGCCGCCGCUGUCCUUCGCGCGGUACAAGGGCGAGGGCGGACGCAUCGGCGUCGUCGGCGGCUCCCUCGAGUACACGGGCGCGCCCUACUACGCGGCGGCGAGCACGCUGCAGGUCGGCGCGGACCUGUCCUGGGUCUUCUGCGCCGACAGCGCCUGCACGGCGAUCAAGAGCUACAGCCCGGAGCUCGUCGUCAUCCCCGCGUACGAGGCCGGCGGCGACGCCGCCGCGCAGAUGCUCCGGAACGUCGAGCCCUGGGCGCGGCGGCUCCACGGCCUGGUCGUCGGGCCGGGCCUGGGCCGCGACGCGCCCGUGCUCGCCGGCGCGGCGGCGCUCCUGACCUUGGCGGCGCGCGAGCUCGCGCUGCCCGUCGUCGUCGACGCCGACGGCCUGUUCCUCGUGUCCAACGAGCCGGACCUCGUGCGCGGCCUGUCGAACGUCGCGCUGGUGCCGAACGCGCCCGAGUUCGCGCGCCUGCGGGCCGCGGUCUGCCCGGAGGCGCCGCCGCCGCCGCCGGGCGAGGGCGACGACGCGUCGCUCGCGCGCCGCGCGCGCGAGGUCUCCGAGGUCGCGCGGGCCCUCGGCGGCGUCACGGUCGUCAGCAAGGGCCGCGUCGACGUCAUCAGCGACGGCGCGUCGACCAUCGCCGUCGACGAGGCGAGCUCGCCGCGGCGCUGCGGCGGCCUCGGGGACCUGCUCUCCGGGUCGCUCGCCGUGCUCUGGGUCUACGCGCACCGCGCCGAGGGGCACUUCGUCCACGCCGGCGCGCCGCCGCGGCUCUGGGCCGCCUACGGCGCCUGCGUCGCCGCGCGGCGGAGCGGCGCCGCGGCCUUCGCGGCGAAGCGGCGCGCCAUGACCGCGCCGGACGCGCUCGCCGCGCUCGGCGCCGCGUUCGAGGGCAUGGUCCCCACGGUCGUAGAAGAUGCUUAA
Molecule: messenger RNA, 984 nt
Organism: Aureococcus anophagefferens
Lineage: Eukaryota; Pelagophyceae; Pelagomonadales; Pelagomonadaceae
Exons: 1
Coding region: 1-984 (327 amino acids)
Biological process (GO): metabolite repair
Molecular function (GO): ATP-dependent NAD(P)H-hydrate dehydratase activity
Source: RefSeq, a predicted model, not a curated record